AUUGUCGAUAUGAUCUGGGGACUUCGGGUCCUUUUUGGGGUGUCCGUCCUUCUUCUCGGCGCUGAAUGCAGAAUCCACGGGGGGAAGACGCUGAUUUUCCACCGAGCUCAGCAGGAUGAGAGCCGGGGCCAAGUUCUCCCACGCUCCAGAAGGGAUACUCACAGCUUCCCAGGUGUUUCCAAACCUUCCCACGGCCCCCCCUUCACCUUCUGUCGGCUCCCACUCACCCCCGCUGAACAUGAGGUUCUGGAUGACAACACACAUGAGGUGGUCCUGGUGCUGUCAACAUUAAGUGCUCCAGUUCAUUCUUCUCAUGAAGGGGGCUCCUCGCGACUUUACCGAAGCACGGAUUAUGGCAAAUCCUUUCAUGACAUUUCUCGGAGCAUCAACCACACUUUUAUCAAGGAGGAAUUUGGAGUCAGUGUUGGACCUGGGAUCUCGGUGAUUUUAACAGCAGACACGCCGGUGCUCAACAAUCCAGGCGGGAUCAUCUUCACUUCCACAGAUGCUGGUGCAACCUUCAAGUUCAUCCAACUGCCCUUUCACCUGGCACAGCCAAUCACGUACCACUUCUCCAACCCUGACUACCUUGUGGCCUUAAGCAUUGAUAGCGGUCUGUGGCUGUCAUUGGACUUUGGGGCCAAGUGGGCAAAAGUUCAUGAUGGAGUGUAUUCUUUCUCGUGGGGGGCUGGCAUAAAUUUGUUCUUCAGCUGCAGUCGAGUAGAUGCAGUUGAGGCAGAAGAGAGGGGAGAUUUAAUUCUGAAAAGGACAAAGGAUUUGGGGAAGACCUUCACCAUAAUCCAUGAAGACAUUUAUAGUUUUGGCUACAUUGGAGCCUUUCUCUUCUUCUCCGUUAUGGAAGACUCAAGAUCUCCACGUGUCAUGUAUUUCUCAUCAGACCAAGGAGAUACUUUCAGUCAAGCACUACUCCCUUCUGCGUCCACUGAACAGUUUUACUCCAUCCUGGAUGGAGAUGAGGAUAUGCUCUUCCUGCAUGUGGACAACCCAGGAGACACGUUCUUUGGGACCAUGUACACUUCAGACGACCGUGGGAUCUUGUUCUCCAAAUCUCUGGAGCGCCACCUGUUUGAUGGACAGAGAAAGAGUGAUUUUACCAACAUUACAUCACUGAGAGGAGUAUACCUCACUAAUAAACUAGACAUGGAUGGCCGUAUAAGAUCUGUCAUUUCCUUUAACAGGGGAGGAUCAUGGAGACUACUUAACAAACCUGAGAAUGUAAAGUGUGGAGACAACGUCAGGAGUUGCAACCUCCAUAUACAUGGGGAGCACAGUCGUAUUAACCGUAUAGUUCCCAUGCUGGCUCUGUCUGAGCCAACUGCUGUUGGCCUGGUUAUUGCCCAUGGCACUGUAGGUGAUUCCCUGUCAUCAUCGCAGCACCCUGAUGUGUUUGUUUCUUCUGAUGGAGGCUAUAACUGGAGGGGGACACUGAGGGGUCCUCAUCACUACAGUAUAUUGGACUCUGGAGGUCUCAUUGUGGCUGUGGAGGCCCAUCCUGAAGGACAAGUCAAGACUAUCAAAUUCUCUACAGACGAGGGCCGGUGCUGGAAGUUGUAUAACUUUACCGAGCAGCCGUUCUUCUUUGCAGACCUGGCGUCUGAGCCAGGGACCAAUGCCAUGACUGUCAGCGUGUGGGGCUUCCGGCCCGAGGAAGACGGCCAGCCCAUGUGGGUAGCCGUCACCAUUGACUUCCAGAGUCUCAUUACCAGAGAAUGUAACGACAACGAUUAUGAAGCGUGGUUGGCUCAUUCGACAGAAGGAGGGGACUCGGAGAGAAACGGCUGUGUCCUUGGUCUUAAGGAGACCUACAGGAGGCUGAAGAAGCAGUCUGUGUGCCGAAACGGGCGAAGCUUUGAGGUGAAGAAGCAGCAAAGCCCCUGUCUGUGCACCAGAGGAGAUUUCUUGUGCGACUAUGGUUAUUACCGCCAUGUGAACACCUCAGAGUGUGUGAGACAGCCAAAUGCUGCAAAUAAAACCUUGGAGGUCUGUCUGAAUGGAGAGGAGGAUGAGCUUCUGACAGCAGGUUACCGCAAGGUCCCGAGUGAUAGGUGCGAAGGGGGGUUCAAGCCUCAGCUCACAGAGCAGACAGUCAGAACCUGUGGCACUAAACCCAGCCCUAGUCCACCUGCAAAAUCCACAUCUUCAGUCACACACUUUGACACUCCGCGAGAAAAGCUGGUGUUGAUCCUGGUGUGCGCAGGAGCAACCCUCAUCGUCCUGACAGCUAUUGUUUCUGCCGUGAUUGCUGUCAGGAGAGUGGUUUACAGACACAGGGCACCCAUUUAUCGUUUCUCCAACCUCCAAAUCCGGGAUGACACAGCUGAUCAAGAAAGUGGCACCAGUAGCAACGGCACAGCCUGCCAACAGGACUCAGAUGAUGAUCUUAUUGAAUGACACACCAGGUAUGAUUGAAACCAGCUGCACUGAAAAGGACUGCUUGCUUUUGUUGGACUUGAC
Messenger RNA from Archocentrus centrarchus (flier cichlid), 2475 nucleotides. Its product is annotated as sortilin. Lineage: Eukaryota; Metazoa; Chordata; Actinopteri; Cichliformes; Cichlidae. The transcript has 20 exons. Gene Ontology annotation, biological process: endocytosis; Golgi to endosome transport; vesicle organization. Gene Ontology annotation, molecular function: protein binding. The coding region runs from base 10 to 2412 and encodes 800 amino acids. Gene Ontology annotation, cellular component: membrane; Golgi apparatus. The record is from RefSeq and is a predicted model, not a curated record.